CCCAGAGCCUGGGGAAGGGGAUCUGGUGCAGGAGGUGACUGGAGCCACAGCGGCGGCAGAGGCGGCGGUGGCGACGCUCUCAGCCGUAGCAGCCAAGGCUCCAGCUCCGGCCAGGGCGGCGCAAGAGACAAAAACCGGGCUGGAAACCGGACCGAGCCGGCCCCAGCUGUGAUGCUUCCUGACUGAUGAUGUUAUAACAGUGCCGAGAAGCCAGAAGGCUGCAUUUUUUAGCUGAAUACACCUGAGUUUUCCCCACCAUCAUGGAGACCCAAAAGGAUGAAGCUGCUCAGGCCAAGGGAACAACAGUCUCUAUGGAUACCCAGGAUCAAGGGACAGAGAAAGGGGCCAAAAACAAGGCAUCUGAGGCAACAGAAAGGCCUGCAUCAGAGCCACCCUCAUCUGGUCCAGGUAGGCUGAAGAAAACUGCCAUGAAACUCUUUGGUGGCAAGAAGGGCAUCUGUACCCUGCCUAGUUUCUUUGGAGGGGGACGAAGCAAAGGUUCCGGGAAAGGCAGCUCUAAGAAGGGUCUUAGCAAGAGCAAGACCCACGAUGGCCUGAGUGAAGUAGUCCAUGACCCUGAAGACAUUGUCAGUGAAGGAACCGGCCUCUCCUUACCUUUGCCUGAGUCAUCAUCCCGACUUCCCAGCUCUCAGAGUGUCCAUGGGUCUUUGGAGACAGGCUCCAGAUGCAAGAGGUCUGUGGCUGGAGCCACAGAGAAAGCUGGAGUUGAGAAGGCUCACUUUGUGCCCAAGCCAAAAAAAGGCCUGAAAGGUUUUUUCAGUAGUAUCCGCCGUCACCGAAAGAGCAAGGUCUCUGGGGCUGAGCAAAGCAAUCCAGGAGCCAAGAAGUCUGAGGGCGCCAGAGCCAGGCCUCAUGAGUAUGUGAGCUCAGCCCUUCCGUCCCACACUGAUGAGGUCCUCCAAGCCCCAAGAAAGGAAAAUGCCAAAUCCCAAGAUGUCCCUGGGCCGAAAGUUUCUUCAAUAUCAGAGACUUCUCCAGCAGCCACUGAGAAAGCAGCCUUUAAAGAUCCAGAAAAAACCUUGGAGGCCUUUGCCUCAGCACUCUUGCAGCCCAAACCUGCCCCUGAAGCCAGUGGCCCAGAGGAGCUCCAUAGUCCAGAAACAGGGGAGAAGCUUGUGGCAGGAGAGGUAAAUCCACCUAGUGGCCCUUUAGGGGAUCAGCUGAGCCUCCUCUUUGGGGAUGUCACAUCUCUGAAGAGUUUUGACUCACUGACAGGUUGUGGUGACAUAAUAGCAGAACAGGAUAUGGAUAGUAUGACAGAUAGCAUGGCCUCUGGAGGCCAGAGGGCCAACCGAGAUGGAACCAAACGAAGUUCCUGCUUGGUGACUUACCAAGGAGGGGGCGAAGAGAUGGCCUUGCCUGAUGAUGAUGAUGAGGAAGAAGAGGAAGAGGAGGUGGAAUUAGAGGAGGGAGAAGUCAAGGAGGAAGAAGAUGAUGAUUUAGAAUAUCUGUGGGCAAGUUCCCAGAUGUACCCGAGGCCCAUACUAAAUCCAGGCUACCAUCCCACCGCAUCCCCAGGCCAUCUUGGCUACAUGCUUCUUGACCCAGUUAGGUCUUAUCCUGGCUCAGCCCCUGGAGAACUUUUGACUCCUCAGAGUGAUCAGCAAGAGUCGGCCCCCAAUAGUGAUGAGGGUUAUUAUGACUCUACUACACCGGGACUUGAGGAUGAUUCAGGUGAGGCCCUGGGGCUUGUCCAUAGGGAUUGCUUGCCCCGAGACAGCUAUAGUGGUGAUGCCCUCUAUGAGUUCUAUGAGCCAGAUGAUAGUCUUGAGAACUCCCCACCUGGGGAUGACUGCCUUUAUGACCUCCAUGGUCACAGCUCUGAGAUGUUUGACCCCUUCUUGAACUUUGAGCCCUUUUCUUCCCCUCGGCCACCUGGGGCAAUGGAGACAGAGGAAGAACGGCUAGUGACCAUCCAGAAACAGUUGCUAUAUUGGGAGCUUCAGCGGGAGCAGCGAGAGGCCCGAGAGGCAUGUGCCCAAGAGGCUCACACCAGAGAGGCCCAUGCUCGAGAGGCCCACACCCGGGAAGCUUAUGUCAGAGAGGCCCGACCUCGAGAGGCCUAUGCCAGGGAGACCUGUGGCCAAGAGGUCCGUGCUCGAGAGGCUCAAGUCCGAGAGGCCCAGGUGCGGCAGGAAAAGCCCAUCAUAGAGUAUCAAAUGAGGCCUUUAGGCCCAUCAGUGAUGGGUCUGGUGGAAGGGGCAUCAGGGGCCUCUCAGACUUCCCACAGAGGAACCACCUCAGCUUUCCCUGCCACUGCAAGCAGCGAGCCAGACUGGAGGGACUUCCGUCCUUUGGAGAAGCGUUUUGAGGGAAGCUGCUCCAAGAAAGAUCAAAGUACUUGCCUGAUGCAACUCUUCCAGAGUGAUGCUAUGUUUGAGCCAGACAUGCAAGAAGCAAAUUUUGGAGGAUCUCCCAGGAGGGCCUACCCUACUUAUUCACCCCCUGAGGAGCCAGAGGAAGAGGAUGUUGAGAAGGAAGGGAAUGCUACUGUGAGUUUCUCUCAGGCCCUUGUGGAGUUCACCAGCAAUGGGAACCUCUUCUCCAGCAUGUCCUGCAGCUCUGACUCUGAUUCAUCCUUCACUCAAAACCUUCCUGAGCUGCCUCCCAUGGUGACCUUUGAUAUCGCUGAUGUGGAGCGGGAUGGGGAAGGCAAGUGUGAAGAAAAUCCUGAGUUCCACAAUGAUGAAGACCUUGCAGCCUCCUUGGAAGCUUUUGAACUGGGCUACUACCAAAAACAUGCCUUCAACAACUACCGCAGCCGAUUCUACCAAGGCCUACCCUGGGGUGUGAGCAGUCUCCCUCGAUACUUGGGACUACCUGGCAUGCACCCUCGUCCUCCACCUGCUGCCAUGGCCCUCAGCAGGAGGAGCCGCUCCCUUGACACUGCUGAGACCCUGGAGCUGGAGCUCUCCAAUUCUCACCUGACCCAAGGCUAUAUGGAGUCUGAUGAGCUUCAGGCCCAGCAAGAAGAUUCAGAUGAAGAAGAGGAGGAGGACGAAUGGGGCCGAGACAGUCCCCUGUCUCUCUAUACUGAACCUCCAGGAUCCUACGACUGGCCUGCCUGGCCUCCCUGUCCUCUUUCAGUGGGACCUGGCCAUGCCUGGAUAAGUCCUAGCCAGUUGGAUGGGCCUUCUAGCCAUCCCUAUGGGCAGGCAGUCUGUUGCAUAUCUCCUCUCACCAUGUCAAUGUUGCUGUCAGUAUCAGGGCCAGAGCCAAGGGCACCUGGGGAAUCCAAGUCUCAGCUAGCUCGGCCUUCGCACCUACCCCUGCCCAUGGGCCCUUGUUAUAACCUCCAGCCAAAGGCCUCCCAAAGUGUGAGGGCCAGGCCUCCAGAUGUGCUGCUGCCUGUUGAUGAGCCCAGUUGCUCCUCCAUUUCUGGAGGCUUCAGCCCCAGCCCUGUGCCCCAGGCCAAGCCUGUGGGCAUUACUCAUGGCAUCCCUCAGCUGCCCAGGAUCCGGCCUGAGCCCCCAGAGCCUCAGCCCAUUCACUAUGGGGCUCCCAGCCUUGACCUGUCAAAGGAGAAGGCUGAGCAAGGUGCCUCUCUCCCCACCAGCUGCUCCUCCACUGCUAUGAAUGGAAAACUAGCUGAGUAGUUAUCAUCAAUUCUGGAGUGAGGGGCAUGGGGCCUGAGCAUGUGAAUGGGGAUAAGGGUUGGGCAGAGGGGUGGGGGUGGGGGUUGCUGUUUAACUUGAAAAUCCUUUUGGCCAAGGAAAGCUCCUAUGAGUUUUCACCUUUGUUUUCCCACUUCCCUUGUCUGCCAUCUGUGGCCACAUUCAGCUCAAGUACAUCUGCCCUGAGAGAUUGCUGCUUCUGUGCUCCAAUUUUUGCUUUUGGGUUUUUUCCUUGUGACCCAUGCAGGGUUUGAGAUGCUCUAAUUUUGUGCCUAUUCUAAUUGCCAAGGUAAUGAUCAUAUAUAUAUACAUAUAUAUGUGUAUAUAUAUAUAUAUGUAUGUAUGUAUGUAUAUAUAUAAUAUAUAUAUAUAUAUAAUAUAUAUAUAUAUAUAUAUAUAUAUAUAUCAUGCAUCCUUGACACAGUCUGAACCCUUAGCACCUCUGCCGUUUCUCCAUCCAGUAGAUGAGCAGCCAGGUCUACACUGCCUCCCACUUGGGGACAAGGAGCUUGUUAGCUUGUUUGCUAUUAGCAGUGUGAAAUUAUGGUACAGAUCCUCCCCACUCCCACUUCCUUUGGUCUUGGCAUAGCUGCCGCCAUCACAUCAGAUGUAUAAUCUAGUAGCCCCAGCUUGCUGUCCUCAGAGAGGAUCAAGUAGCAUGUGUCUCACUGCCUGUUCCUAUGGACUUAGGCAUCAUAACCAGUGAGGGUCUUUUAACCUGGCCUGCUAUAGCUUGGGUUGAAGACAAAAAUGCUAAUUUCCUUAAUGUAAUGACCAAAUUCAUCUAGUUGCAAACAAGACAAAAUAGGGUUAUAUUGUAGACACUACCAUAAGUCUUGAGCUCCAGAAUGAUAGUUUUUUUUUUCCUUCUUUGUUUCUUUAAGCUUGUGACAGCCUGAAUUGCAGAUGCUUUUGAAUUUUGGUUAUUUUUUUCUCCAAAGGAAAUUUUCGUUAUCUCAUUACAAGGAACACAUUCUUUUAAUUGAGAUACGGGAAGAGAAGUGGCCUAAACUAGGCUCGGCUGUAGGGGAUGGGAUUUUUACAGGUUGCAGGAGAAGGAUAGGAAAAGGAGAUUCAUUCAUUCUUUUCAUCAGGAGAGAGGAUUUCAUACAUUGCAGAGCUCAUGUCAACUCAGCUUCUUAAAAGGGAAAAUUGCUUUCCCCCAAAGACAAAACGUUCCUUAAGCCUUGCCCACCCUUUCACUGGAUGCUUUAAAGAGGCUUCAUGCUAGCAUUCCCAAGAGACAGGACACCAAGGGUAUUUAGGUUGCUGUUCCAGUUUUUCUAAAGAGCCUUCAUUUUCCAAUUAGCCAAGUUCUUAGUAUCAUCAUAAGACUGGGCGUCUUGAGAGGAAAGACUGAUCUGCCCUUGCUCUGCCAAGCUGAAGGACUCCGAUUUGUGUGGUAAUUGCAGCCCCUUAUGGAAAGAAUGGCACCCUUAUUUCUGCAUUUACACAGUUUUCAUGUUAAACUAGCUUGGAAAUAUUGGUGAGGAAGAGUUGCUGUCAGGAAGGCAUUGCAACAGGCUAAUCUUGCCAGGCUCUGUCUCUCAUUAAUCACUAAUACGGAGGGGUCCUAUUAAAUUUCACCAUUGGAAAUGGUAUAUGAAACUUUUUACCUAUAUAUGUUGACCCAAAUUAUGAUCCUUGCUCCCUUGAUCCUGUCCCCAUCCUCCACCCAUCUCCAUGCCUAUUAAGAGGUAAACAGGGCUCUUGCUAUUCCAGAAGAGAUGCUGUUGCCUGCCACCCCAAGUCAAGAUGACUUUGUGGGAAAACUGCCCCUUGGCCAUGGGAUGUGUCUGUGCUGGUCUUUGUCACCAUUUUUUGGAUUGGGGUUGGCCCAGUGCCCCUCCCCACAAAAAGUAAACCUGGAUGGUACAAGCUGUACCCCUGGAAGCACCACAUGAAUUUGCAUGGCACCAACACCAACAUUCAAGGGAUGCAGACCAGCUCUCCAGGCUGACUUUGUCUGCAUUAUGAAGAAAUCUGUCAAUCAUGAAGCUGGAGAAUCAAAGAAGGUGAGAAAGGCCCUCCUCAACCCUAGCAAAGCAUUAAGAGAGAAGUGCCCCAAUUCUGGCUUCUCACCAAAGUUGCCCUGGGAGGGUGGGACUAGAAUUGGCCUGGCUGUUUGACAGGAAGGAGACACUCACCAAAUGCCUUUACAACAGGGGAAUGCUCACCACUUGCCUCUUCUGUCUCUGCUUGUCCUUCAGGGCAGCUCAAGCUCCUGUUUGUAUGUAGACUGUGCCAGCCACAGCAGGUAGUAGAGCCAUCACCAACCACCAGAGCCUGCUGGAUCACCAGCCUGUCUGAGAAGAGAAAAAGUAGGUGGUCAAACUUUGGCCAAGGGCUGAGAGCUGCCCUCUGUAGCACAAGGGCAGCAAGAGGUGCCACCUCUGAAGGGGGCAGUCAUAGCCCUGACACACAUUGCUGGGCUCUGGAAAGUCUCAUAUCACAGUAAGUUUUAGGACUGAGCAUCAGCUCAUGGUUUGAACGCUGCUGCCUGCAAGUCCUUUCACUUUCCUGGCCAGCCAGCCCAGAGACAGGAUCCUCACCACCAGAAAUAAGGCAGUCAGGGUGUAUGGCUGCAGAAGCAGGCUCCUUUGAGUCUACUCUAGAUCCAAGCAGUUCAUUUCUGAAUCCCAGCUGUGGCCUAGAAGAGGAAGGAGGACCAGCUGGAGACUUUGUGUGACAGCACAGGGUGACACUGGGAGAGCCAGCCAAGCUCUAGGCCCCUCCCCGAACAUACACCAGUGUUUGCUUGGCUAACACCAAAUAUAUCCCAGGCUAUUAAAUGUGUAGAUGUUAAGUCCACAAAUAAACACCAUUUCAGCAUUGCAAAGUCAAUGUUUUUGGAUGUGACUUCACAAGAAGGUACGACUUGGGAGAAGGUGACUGCUCUUACCUUGCUAUCCAGCAAGCAGGCUUUUAUAUAGUGUCAGAUAGCUCUGAUCCUGAGAAUUCCCAAAUAAGACUAAUCUUAGGGGACCAAUGAAUGGAUAGAGAAGACCACCUAGAACAUCGCUCCCAGGGCUGUCAGUUUCUUUGUUUUAACACCUUCAAGGAAGCCCUGCCUUGGGGCUCUUUUAGGUCCUACCCCAAUCAUCUGGACUCAACUUAGGCAACAGUCCAUGAGCCUUCUGGGCCAGAGGCUUUGGUCAACACCAGUCUUUUCUCCCUCAAUACUGUACCAAGGAGGGAAGUAACUUCCCACACCCAGGGUGCAUUCCCCUCAUCCUGCUGCCAGUGACUUUCCUCCCCUUGCCAGUGCUACCACCCCACCUGCCCUUGGCCCUCAGGCCCAAUUGCUAGAGGGAGUCGGGGUUUAGCAGGGAGACUUCAAGUUUACCCAUGUGUAUGUUACAUCCAAGUUGUUUUUAAUAUAUAUAUAUAUAUAUCAAAAUUCAAUUAUCUAUUUUUGUAUUGUUUGCAUUUUAUAUUCAUGGAAAACAAUGUAUCAAUUGUUCUUUUCUGAUAUAUUUUAUUUUUAAGCGGUGCUGUUUACAGUUUUAGACAAAACUAAGAUGACACAAAAAUUGCUGCUGCUUGUGCAGAGGGCUGGCAUCUCAAUUGCCCAAGACCCUCGCUCUUUCCCCUCUCCCCAUCCCUGAUGUAUCGCACUGUCCAUCCCCUCCCUCCAUGAUAGGGACAGCAUAAGAUGCCCAGGUAUUAAGACAAAUGCCAGGUGACUCAGGCAUGUGGAACCUGGUAGAUAGCAUGUCUUUUUAUGGUUUUAUUUUUUUCUUUCAGACUCACCCUUCCCUGUGUGUAGAUCUUCUAGAAGUACUCAUGUCUGUGUCUCUCUCUUUCCUCUUUAUGUUUUCUGCUCUAGUUUUGAAACUAGAAUGCCCAUGUUUUGCUAUUUGUCAUGUUGGGUUUCUCCAAAGAGCAUUUUGGGGGUAUUCUCCACCCAGUAAGGAGGGCAGGAGAUUUCUCAACUAUUCCCCAUUUCCCCAAGAAGCUGGGGGAGACAAAUGAAAGUGAUGCUUGAACCAUCAGGAAUUGGCCAUCUCAUUGAGGAAACCCUUACAUGGGACUUUCCAAGGAGCUCAGUUGAUUGUGACAUUCACCCAGAAGAGACGUUGGGGAAUUCCUUGACCCCUCUUGCUGCUUUGGGGGAAUCUCUUCCUCUACCACCAUUCCCACUCCCCUGCUGUGCUCCAGCUCACACAUGGAUGGAACUUUGGGGGAACAGUGACUAUUAGGGUGAUGGCUUGCUGGCCUGAUUACCUACUUUUCCAUUAUAUAGUCACUCCAAAGAAGAAAAUUCACAUGGCAUGUGUGUGUGUGAGGACUGGACCUACUGAGAGGCGGGGCUUUAAUUAUUAUUCUUGUUACUAUUGGUGCUUAUUUUCCCUGAUGUAUAUGGGGGUGGGGUGGGGUGGGGUGGGGUGGAGUGGGGUGGUGGACGGUGGGGGGGACCAGGAAUGUAUACUUAGGUCAUGUUAAAUAAAAUGGCUGGGGGACAAAGGAAAGAAGUUGGAAACUGCAGUACAUCCUUACCCCAGGUGUAAGAGUUCUUUCUCUCCCAGUGAAAAAUGGGAAGCAUGGCCCCUGGAUGUGCCCUAGCUUCCCCUUCCCUAUCCCUGAGACAUCAUGGAAUUGCCUGGAUUGUGACCUCUCCAAUCCUAGUUCUCAUUGAUGUCUGGAUAUCUUGAUGCACUGCCUGUUUGUAAUAACAAAUAUUUCUUUUACUGAAUGUUAAUAAACUGGGUUCAAGAGGGACCCCCGGUCACUAAA
Molecule: messenger RNA, 8372 nt
Organism: Cervus elaphus (red deer)
Lineage: Eukaryota; Metazoa; Chordata; Mammalia; Artiodactyla; Cervidae
Gene: AMER1
Product: APC membrane recruitment protein 1
Exons: 2
Coding region: 261-3617 (1118 amino acids)
Biological process (GO): regulation of canonical Wnt signaling pathway
Cellular component (GO): plasma membrane
Molecular function (GO): phosphatidylinositol-4,5-bisphosphate binding; beta-catenin binding
Source: RefSeq, a predicted model, not a curated record